AUGUCCCCCCUCCACUUCACAGACCACGUCGUCCUCGUCACAGGCGCAGCCAGCGGCAUCGGCAGGGUCUACGCACGCUUCUAUGCCGCCAGGGGCGCCAAAGUCGUCGUCAACGAUGUCUCUCAUAAAUCCGCACAGGCUGUCGUAGACGAGAUCAACAGCGCUGGAGGCAAAGCCGCCAUCGCCCUUGGGUCUGUCACGGAAGGCGACAAGAUCGUUGCCCAAGCCGUCAAGGCCUUCGGGACAGUACAUGUACUCAUCAACAAUGCUGGUAUAUUGCGCGACAAGGCGUUCAAGAACAUGACCGAUGAACAGUGGGACCUCGUCAUCGCUGUCCACCUCAAGGGGGCCUUCUCUUGCUCCAAAGCAGUGUGGCCUUUGUUCAGACAGCAGAAGUUUGGACGAAUCAUCAACACCUCUUCAGCAGCUGGGCUUUACGGCAACAGAGGACAGGCCAACUAUUCCGCAGCCAAGAGCGGACUUGUCGCGUUCACCCGGACUUUGGCCAGGGAGGGCGCCAAGUAUGACAUCAAGGCGAAUGUAAUCGUACCGAUAGCUGCAUCGGCCAUGACCGAGACUAUCAUGCCACCCGACAUGCUCAAAGGCCUGAGGCCAGAGUUUAUCGCCCCCUUCGUCGGGCUGUUGACCGCCAAGAACGGGCCGGAUGUGAAUGGACGCAUCUUUGAGCUUGGUGCGGGCUUCUUCUCUGAAGUUCGUUGGGAGAGGUCUAAAGGCGCCAUCUUCAGAGCCGACGACACCUUCACCCCCUCCGCCGUUGCUCUCAAAUGGGACCAAGCGAGCGACUUUACCCAAUCCGACCAUCCCCUCAAUACUACCGACGGGGAUAUGGCAGGUUGGGCCAAGCAGGCUGCUACGUCUCCACCCAACAAGCAACUUUCGCCUCCUAUCGACUUCAAGGGAAAGACUGUAAUCAUUACUGGGUCUGGUGCAGGCCUUGGUAGAGCUUAUGCUUUGAUGUUUGGCGGUCUCGGCGCGAACGUGGUCAUCAAUGAUGUGGUGCAGGACAACGCUGCCAAUGUCGUCAAGGAAGUCGAAGCUCUCGGCGGAAAGGCUGUGGCAGCAGUGUGCUCUGCUGAAGAAGGCGAGAAGAUUGUCAAGGCCGGUGUGGAUGCCUUUGGCACCAUCGAUGUGCUUGUGGCCAAUGCCGGUAUCUUGCGAGACAAGGCUUUCGUAAACAUGACUGAGCAAAUGUGGGACCAGGUCAUCCAGGUCCAUCUCCGUGGCACUUUCAAGUGUGCCAAAGCGGUUUGGCCCAUUUUCGAGAAGCAGGGACACGGACGCAUCAUCACCACCGCCUCCCCUAACGGCAUCUUUGGCACAGUAGGCCAAGCCAAUUACUCUGCUGCCAAAGCCGCCAUCAUCGGUCUCACCAGAUCUCUCGCUAUAGAGGGCGAAAACAAGGGCAUCCACGUCAAUUGCAUCGCUCCCAGGGCUGCCACAGCUAUGACGGCGACCGUCUGGACCAAAGAGUUGAUGGACAUCUUCAAGCCCGAGACUGUGGCGCCUGUCGUGGGAUUCCUCGCUUCUGACGCCUGUGAAGAUAAUGGAACGUUCCAUGAGGUGUUUGGGGGUUAUGUGGGAAAGAUGAGGUGGGAGAGGACUUAUGGCGCCGUCUUCCCAAAUGACAAGGAAGUGACGCCCGAGCAAAUUCUCGGCAAGUGGAAGCAGAUCACCACCUUUGACGAUCGUUCCAGUCACCCCUCUUCACCCUCUGAGGCUUUGCAGCAAAUCGUCGAAAACUUUGAGAAUACUGCCCGAGAAGCGAGCGAAGGUGUGGAAAGCUUUGAGGAUCCAGAAGACACGGAGGAGAUCAAGGCUGCCAAAAAGGUGGAACCAGAGGCGCACGAGUUCCCUUACCAGGAGCGCGAUGUCAUCCUGUACAACCUCGGAGUCGGCGCCAAGGUCGAAGAGCUCCAGUGGGUCUAUGAAAACGCUGAUGGGUUCACUGCUCUUCCUACUUUCGGAGUCAUUCCCCAGUUUGGCAGCUCCCACACGAUCGACAUUGGCUCUAUCGUCCCCAACUUUAACCCCGCGAAAUUGCUCCACGGCGAACAAUAUCUCAAGAUCAAAGCUCCGAUUCCCACAUCUGGCACCCUCGUCAGCUAUGCCCGCCUUCUAGAGGUACUCGAUAAGGGUAAGGCUGCUUCGGUGACUUAUACCAUCGAGACAAAGGAUAAGGAGACGGGCGAGGUCAUCUUUGAGAAUCAGAGUACCACUGUUUUGAGAGGCAGCGGUGGGUUCGGCGGAAAGAGGAACGGUAAUGACCGUGGCGCAGCGACUGCUCUCAAUGCGCCCCCAAAGAGGAAGCCCGACGCGGUCAUGGAGGAGCAAACAACUCUCGAGCAAGCCGCCAUCUACCGUCUCUCUGGCGAUUGGAACCCUCUCCAUAUAGACCCCGAGUUUUCCUCCAUUGGUGGCUUCCCCAAGCCUAUUCUUCACGGUCUUUGUUCGAUGGGAAUUGCAGGCAAGCAUGUACUCAAAGCUUUCGGGCCUUAUGAGGAUAUCAAAGUCCGUUUCGCUGGGACUGUCAUCCCGGGAGAGACGCUGGUCACCGAGAUGUGGAAAGAAGGCAACAAGGUCAUCUUCACCACCAAGGUGAAAGAAAGGGGAGCACCUGCUUUGAGUAACGCGGCCGUUACCCUUGUGGAAGGGGAGAAGCCCAUGAAAGCCAAAUUGUGA
This is a messenger RNA of Cryptococcus wingfieldii CBS 7118, 2700 nucleotides long. Its product is annotated as multifunctional beta-oxidation protein. Bases 1 to 2700 code for a protein of 899 amino acids. Gene Ontology annotation, molecular function: oxidoreductase activity. The record is from RefSeq and is a predicted model, not a curated record. The transcript has 14 exons. NCBI's taxonomy places the organism in Eukaryota, Fungi, Basidiomycota, Tremellomycetes, Tremellales, Cryptococcaceae.